Messenger RNA from Oryctolagus cuniculus (rabbit), 468 nucleotides. The record is from RefSeq and is a predicted model, not a curated record. Lineage: Eukaryota; Metazoa; Chordata; Mammalia; Lagomorpha; Leporidae.
AUGCCCAAGUUUUACUGUGACUACUGCAAUAUGUACCUCACCCAUGACUCCCCAUCUGUGAGAAAGAUGCACUGCAGUGGUAGGAAACACAAAGAGAAUGUGAAAGACUACUAUCAGAAAUGGAUGGAAGAGCAGGCUCCGAGCCUGAUCCACAAAACAGCGGCUGCAUUUCAACAAGGAAAGAUACUGCCUACUCCAUUCUCUGCUCCUCCUCCUGCAGGAGCGAUGAUCCCACCUCCCCCCAGUCUCCCGGGUCCUCCUCGCCCUGGUAUGAUGCCUGCACCUCAUAUGGGAGGCCCUCCCAUGAUGCCAAUGAUGGGCCCUCCUUCUUCCUGGGAUGAUGCUCCUGGAAUGAGGUCACCCAUGGGAGGCCAUAUGCCAAUGAUGCCGGGGCCCCCAGUGAUGAGACCUCCUGCCCGUCCCAUGAUGGUGCCCACUCGUCCAGGAAAGACUCGGCUGUACAGAUAA